This is a messenger RNA of Aphis gossypii (cotton aphid), 7813 nucleotides long. It is a transcript of the gene PMCA, whose product is annotated as plasma membrane calcium-transporting ATPase 3. Gene Ontology annotation, molecular function: ATP binding; ATP hydrolysis activity; P-type calcium transporter activity. Gene Ontology annotation, cellular component: membrane; intracellular membrane-bounded organelle. Lineage: Eukaryota; Metazoa; Arthropoda; Insecta; Hemiptera; Aphididae. Gene Ontology annotation, biological process: calcium ion transmembrane transport; regulation of cytosolic calcium ion concentration. The transcript is spliced from 17 exons. The record is from RefSeq and is a predicted model, not a curated record. The coding region runs from base 896 to 4552 and encodes 1218 amino acids.
GUGGAGAGGAGGACGACACCCGCCACCGCGCCGCGAUCCCGCAUUUGUUUUUUUUUUUUUUUUAUUUAUUUUUUUUCGCAUUUUCGCUCAUUAACCGCUUACCGCCGCACGGUCGUCGCUGUGCGUGUGUACGAUUUUUUCUCGUCGCGCGCGUGCGUGAGCGUGUGUGAGCGUGUUGGGCUCUGAGCGAGUCUAUGUGUGGUGUGCGCGCACGACAACGACGCGUUACGGUUUUCGCAAACGAGAUAUUCGCGCGACGGCGUUCAGACGUGUCGCUGCUGCCGGCUGACUUCUGACGACCGUGUGUGUGUGUGUGUGUGUGGACCGGCGUUUUGCGUGUUGACAACGAAAAUUCGUAUACCGACUCGGGGUACCCGUCCGAUCGGCCGCUACGGAGAUUCUAUAUUAGAUCGCGUUCCAACAUUAUAUAAGACGAAUACACGCGCAGGACGUACGUGUACUUAACCGGCAUCCGCGACGACUGCGACACGACCCAGAGAAAAAUAUUGCUAUCGGUUCAUAAGUUAUCACUAAGCACCACUGCAGCGGAAGCAGUAGGAGCUACUGCCGCCACUGGCGGUAAGUUUGCCGACGUCGUUUGUCUGUCGUGUCGUUAACGACAAAAGCAACCACGACGGCCGCCAUUACCAUUAUCAAAACGACGGUCGCCGCUAAGACGACCGCCGCCUCCAUCAACACCAUUCUAUCAAAACGUAGACGACCACGAAGUUCAUUGUUAUACUUCAAAUGAUUUUGUGACUAGACUCGAAACGGACAAAAAAAGGCGAACGUGACGCAAUUUAGUCGGACGAUAGACAGUCCUCAUCUUCAAUUUUUUACGCUUUUUGAUCCAAAGUUAGUUGUCUAAUCACACAACUACCUCAAAACAGAUAAAAUGGCCACAAUAGACGGGCGACCUGCCCAAUAUGGGGUUACAUUGAAGCAGUUACGUGAACUUAUGGAACAUAGAGGCCGUGAAGGUAUCGCUAAACUGAACGAACUGGGUGGCGUUCAGGAUGUUUGUAAAAAGCUGUAUACAUCACCCAGUGAAGGAUUAAGUGGCUCUACAGCCGAUCUGGAGCACAGAAAAGAGACGUUCUCCUCAAAUACUAUACCUCCUAAACCCCCUAAGACGUUCAUGCAACUUGUCUGGGAAGCUUUGCAGGAUGUUACCUUAAUUAUUUUAGAAAUUGCUGCUCUUGUGUCAUUGGGAUUAUCACUUUACAAACCUGCAGACGAAGAAUCAAUGAGUGCAGAAGACGACGAAGCAAAACACGGGUGGAUUGAAGGAUUAGCUAUAUUAAUAUCCGUUAUAGUGGUCGUUAUUGUAACAGCGUUUAAUGAUUAUACGAAAGAAAGACAGUUCCGUGGUCUUCAAAAUCGUAUCGAAGGUGAACAUAGAUUUAAUGUCAUUAGGCAGGGCGAACUGCGACAAAUUUCCGUAGGAGAAAUAGUAGUUGGUGACAUUUGCCAGAUUAAAUAUGGAGAUUUGCUACCAGCUGAUGGUGUGCUAAUUCAAAGUAAUGAUUUGAAAGUUGAUGAAUCUUCUUUAACUGGCGAGUCAGACCAUGUAAAAAAAGGAGAAGCAUUCGAUCCCAUGGUCCUGUCAGGAACCCAUGUAAUGGAAGGCAGUGGAAAAAUGUUAGUCACUGCGGUUGGUAUAAAUUCUCAAGCUGGAAUAAUAUUCACUCUCUUGGGAGCAGCAGUAGAUCAACAGGAGGAAGAAAUUAAGAAACAACGGAAAGAAGCCAAAAAACUUAAGACAAAGAAGAGUUUAACUGAUGAAGUUCCACCUACCAUUAAUAGCCAUGCCACUGAUAUCGGUAUGAAACAAAUGGAUAAGGGAGGUGAAACAGAUGAUGACGCUGCUGGAGGUGGAGGACAAUCUGGUGAAUCAGAAGAACCAGCAAAAAAAGAUAAGUCCGUAUUGCAAGCUAAACUCACAAAGUUGGCUAUUCAAAUUGGAUAUGCUGGAUCAACAAUUGCCGUACUCACCGUGCUUAUAUUAGUAAUUCAAUUUUGUAUCCAUACAUUUGUUAUACAACAAAAACAGUGGAAAAAUCAUUAUGCUGGCGAAUUUGUUCGCCACCUCAUUAUUGGUGUCACAGUCCUUGUAGUAGCAGUUCCUGAAGGACUUCCUCUUGCUGUUACUUUGUCUUUAGCAUACUCAGUCAAGAAAAUGAUGAAAGAUAACAAUUUGGUAAGACAUUUGGAUGCUUGCGAAACUAUGGGUAAUGCCACUGCCAUUUGUUCUGAUAAGACCGGUACUCUAACCACCAACCGAAUGACAGUUGUCCAGUCUUAUAUCUGUGAAGUUCUCAGUAAAACAAUGCCUCAAUUUGCAUCAAUACCAUCGAAUGUUGGAAAUCUAUUAGUACAAGCAAUAUCUAUUAAUUCAGCGUAUACGUCUAAAAUUAUGCCACCCGACGAUCCUACCAGUGAACUACCUAAACAAGUCGGUAACAAAACUGAGUGUGCACUUCUAGGCUUUAUUCUUGCUCUUGGAAAAAAUUAUCAAACAUGGCGUGACGAUAUCCCUGAAGAAAUGUUGACACGUGUGUAUACAUUUAAUUCUGUACGGAAGUCCAUGAGUACUGUCAUUCCAAGAGAAGGCGGUGGCUACAGAUUAUUUACUAAAGGCGCAUCUGAAAUUGUACUAAAAAAAUGUUCAUAUAUCUACGGUCGCGAUGGGCGAUUAGAGAAAUUUACACGUGAAAUGCAAGAUCGUUUAGUGAGAAAUGUUAUUGAACCAAUGGCUUCUGAUGGUCUGCGUACCAUUUCUGUAGCAUACAAAGAUUUCAUACCAGGAAAAACCGAUUCACCUAACCAAGUGCAUUAUGAAGGCGAACCAGAUUGGGAUUCUGAAGAUAGUAUAGUAUGCGACCUCACUGCAUUGUGUGUAGUAGGAAUUGAAGAUCCCGUCCGACCGGAGGUGCCUGAAGCUAUCAGAAAAUGUCAGCGAGCUGGUAUUACUGUACGUAUGGUUACCGGAGAUAAUGUGAACACAGCCCGAUCAAUUGCCACCAAGUGUGGUAUAUUUAAACCUGGUGAAGAUUGGCUUGUAUUAGAAGGCAAAGAAUUUAAUCAACGAAUUCGUGAUGCUAAUGGCGAGGUUCAACAGCAUUUAUUGGAUAAAGUGUGGCCAAAAUUGAGGGUAUUGGCUAGGUCUUCACCAACUGAUAAGUACACACUGGUUAAGGGUAUAAUUGACAGUAAAGUGAGUGAAAGUCGUGAGGUAGUAGCAGUAACUGGUGACGGUACCAAUGAUGGUCCUGCAUUGAAAAAAGCUGACGUUGGAUUUGCCAUGGGUAUUGCCGGAACAGAUGUAGCUAAAGAAGCUUCAGAUAUUAUAUUGACAGAUGACAACUUCAGUAGUAUUGUUAAAGCAGUGAUGUGGGGUCGUAAUGUGUACGACAGUAUUGCUAAAUUUUUACAGUUCCAGUUGACUGUGAAUGUGGUAGCCGUUAUUGUAGCAUUUAUUGGAGCAUGUGCCGUCCAAGACAGUCCGCUAAAGGCCGUUCAAAUGUUGUGGGUGAACUUGAUUAUGGACACUCUAGCCUCAUUGGCGUUAGCUACGGAAUUGCCCACGUCCGACUUGCUGUUGCGUAAACCGUAUGGGCGUACGAAGCCUUUGAUAUCGCGCACCAUGAUGAAGAACAUCAUCGGCCAGGCCAUCUACCAACUGACCGUUAUCUUCUCAUUAUUGUUUGCCGGCGACAAAAUGCUAGACAUACCAACCGGUCGAGGAGCCGAAUUCGGUUCGGAGCCAACACAACAUUUCACUGUCAUCUUCAACACAUUCGUCAUGAUGACACUUUUCAACGAGAUCAACGCGCGUAAGAUCCACGGCCAACGCAACGUUUUCCAGGGAUUCUUCACCAACCCGAUAUUCUACAGCAUAUGGAUCGGCACCGUGUUGUCGCAAGUGUUCAUCAUCCAAUACGGAAAAGACGCGUUCAGCACUAAGAGCCUCACUCUGGAACAGUGGAUGUGGUGCUUAUUGUUCGGGUUUGGCACCUUACUGUGGGGUCAGAUAGUCACCACCGUGCCUACCCGCAAAAUCCCGAAACUUCUAUCAUGGGGACGUGGCCAUCCAGAGGAGUACACCAACGCUAUAAACCUAGGUGAAGACAACAGAUAUGAUCCCGAUUCCGGGCAAAAGCCGCGGGCCGGCCAGAUCCUGUGGAUCCGUGGACUGACCAGGCUACAGACUCAGGUGAUAGGCGGUGAAUUGCAAGAACGUUUGAUUCCGGUCCCAUACAGCAAGAGCUCCACUGACCAAGCUAUACGAGUGGUUAACGCUUUCCGGCAGGGUCUGGACGCACGUUACGGCGAGUCGCUGGCCGAAGUUUUGCGCAAACAACCGUGCUUCAGCAAGAGACUGUCCGCGGCGACAGGCGGCGGCGGUUCGUCGUCCAACACCGGCGGCGGAGGCGGCGGCACCGGCACAGGUGGAUCCAUCGAAUACGCCGACAGCGACAACGCGAUCAGCGUGCCCCACAUCGACGUCGAACGUCUGUCGUCACACAGCCACACGGAAACGGCCGUGUAAAUCAUUUUUAUUACUAAUUAUUAUUAUUAUCAUUAUUAUUAUUAUUAUUUUACAUUUUCUUUUCGUCGUGCGAAAAAUACGACAUUUAUACUUUAUAUAUAAACGUUAUAUAUCGAUUCGUUCGUUUACCCCCCUUUCGUACCAAAUCACACACGAGCUUUUUAUCGUUUCAUGUAGUGAGUUAUUCGUUUUUCAUUAUUCAAAAUUCGGUACAUAAUAUCAUAUAUAUGUAUAUACGUGUAUAUGUGUAUUUACCGUUCAACAAUUAACUCUCGUUAUCAUUAUUUUUUAUUUUUAUCUAAAUAAUUUUAUGAUUGACUAGCCUUCCUCGUCCUGUCGCGCGCGGUAGACCAACUCACCAUAAAUUUUUUUCGUUUCACUCCCAAAUAUUACAAAUAAUAAUAGCAAUAGACAAAAAAAAGCGAAUCCCCCUCCCCCCCGAACCGAGUACGCCAACAAACAUCAACGUUGUUUAAUAUUCACGUCACCUAUAUUUAUAUAAUACGAUAGUAUAGUAAUAUGCGUGCUGUAUAAUGUAUAUUCAUUAUGAAAUAAUACGUAUUGCUAAUAUUUUAAUUUCAACUAAAAACUCGUUACGUGCCUUAUACAAACAACAAUAGUUUAUAAUAUUAUUGAAAUAUUGAACGUACUACGUACAUUUAUUAUUAUAUACACGUAUUAUAUUAUUAUUAUUGUCACGUUAUAUAUUAUAUUUGCCGCGCGUCGUUAAAAUAUUGGACCGGCGUGGGAGGGUUAGCUUUUAUCGUGAGCGUGAAUAAUAAACAAUUUAAUUUAAUCAAACCAAUUAUUUUAACCAUUCCGACUUGUCCGUUCAUCGUUAUUAUUAAUUCUGUUUAUUCUAUUAUUAUUGUCAAGCGUUUUUGAGCUCUCCCGUGUGUACAUCCCAAAGUACAAAAUAUUACAAAAAAUGAACCAAAUGCCGUAUACGGUGAUGUAAUUUUAAUAUUUUACUCUUUUUUCUCCGCACCCUUCUUGACUAAAUUCUACUCUAUAUGAUAAUAUAUAUUACGAUAAGUGUGUUGUGUGUGUUCCUUUCGCUAAUUUUCGUAAAUAGCAUUACCUAAGCAUCGUUAAAAAAAAAAAUUAAUAAUAAUAAUAAUAACAGUAAUAAUGAUAUCAAUAAUAACUGACUUCGGAAUACGAUUUAUAUAAUAUAAAUGCUAUAUAUAUAUAUUAUACUGCCGCCGACGUUGCAUUUAUCAUAAAUACUAAACAUUUUUUAUUGUCAACGCAUUGUAGGAACUCUCGGAAUGUGUUCUCUUAAAUCCAUAAAUAAACCUACUACUAUAUUAUACUGUUAAUACGCAAAUUUAUCGCAUAUACUUAUAUAAUACCGAAAACUUGUAUACAUAAUAUUAUAUUAUACCUAUCAAUAAAUUUAUUUCGUUGGUAAUAAUAAAAAUAAAACAAUAAUAUUUUAGACGUGUUUCGAUCAAACAUAAAAAAAAGUUUAAAAAAAUUAGUUUUGUAGUUUUAAUUUAAUUUUUUUUUUAUAUACUUAACGUAAUAUUAUUUGUUUUGUGUACAUAUAUAUAAUAAUAUAGUUUUUACUUUAUUUUUUUUUCAAAAUCAUUUUAAUUAAUAUUCGAUUAAAAUAUUAUUAUACCUAUGUUUUCGUUAAGCGUAAUAUGUAUAUAUUAAUACUUUUGAUAUGAUAUAUUAUUGUUAUUUCACGUGUAGUUUAUUUUAUUAGCAACACGGAGUCGGAAACGAGCCAUACGACGCUUUUCGUAUUAAUAAUAAUAAAAAAAUUUAAAAAAAUACUCCAGAAUGAUAAUGUAAAUUUAAUGUAUAGGCGUGUAUACACAAUAACAUUACAUAAUGUACUCUAAUAUUAUAAUAAUAUAUAAUGUUAUAGGUGUCUCGUCAUAAAUAUAUAUAUAUAUAUAUAUAUAUGUAUAGUUGUGUGUGUAUAUAGCGUAUAUGUAUAGUGUUAAGUAGUAAGUAUUGAAAUUAAUCGGCUCAACUUUUACCCACGUGGUUCUCAUAUUAUAUUAUAUUAUAUUAAUAUUUAGAUAUAUAACGUAUAAAUAGAUAUAUAUAAUAGAUAUAUUUUACUUGUGUGCCGUCGACGGUCCGAUCUAAUUUUUCUCAUCUUCCCGCUAAUUUUUUUUUGCGUUUCCAAGGUCGCCAAAACGAAAUAAUUUCAUCUUCGUGUUUGUUAUGGGGAUGGGAGGAGAUAGCCCUAGAACGUAUCGAUUCAGAUAAUCAUAUAUGAUUAUUGAUUAUGGAUACAUCUUAAAGUGUAGCUGUCCCGUCCUGUUGUUACGUAUUUUACGGUCGAUGAGAAGACUUUUUUAUUUAUGCAUGACUAUUAUAUUAUAUUAUAAUAUACACAUUCGAAUUCAGUUUAUUCGCCAUCGCUUCCCUAUAACAAAUAAUAAAUUAUCGACAUUAGUGGUUGGGUUUGGGGGGAGCAUGGAGUAACCGGGUGAGAAAAUGAAAGUAAUAUACUUAAACAAUGACAAUGUCAUCCGAGUUGGCAAGUCAUUAAUUUUCGAUUUACGGAUUCAUAAAUUGAGAAAAACCGUUUGAAAAAAAUGCUGGAAUUAUUAUUACCAUUUCUACGAUAAUAUCCAUCAUAUUAUUAUACUGUGUUUUGCACUGCUUGAUUUUGAUAGAUUUACCAAAAAUAUUUAAACCGACGACUGUCGAUCGUGUCGCGUUUGAGUCUCGGGCUAUUAACAAAAUUAUAACGCAAUUGUUAGAACUUACCAGCCAUCGGCUACUGUGUUGAACAGAUCUAGGUAUACCGAUAUUAUAUAAUAUACAAUAUAUACACACACAACGUCAACGUUUUACCGUUGUUGGUGCCAUGUUAAUUGUUUCGGGUCCGUAACUAUAUAUAUAUAUACACAAUAUACAUAUAUUAUAUAUAUACUUAAUAUUACCUUAUGUAUUGUUAUAACCGUAGUUUAAUUACUAUUAAUUUUGUUUUUUUUUUGUUUUCGCAUAUCCAUGAUAAUACUAUUAUACUGCUGGAACAUUCUGGAGUAUUGCGUUCGCCUUAUUAUACUUAAAUACAAUAUUAAUUACACGUAUGGUUUUAAUAAUUAAUUAAUUAAUUUAAUAUCGUAUAUUAUAUAUAAGUAAAUAUUUAUUAUUAUGCAGUAGCAACGUACUCGUUGGAAGCUAUAAUAAGUAUAUAUAUUUAAGUGCGCCAAAAUAUAUAAUAUGUACUUUGUAGACGGCCCAAAUGGAUGUCAAAAUGUCAAAAUAAAAUGCAAUUUAAAUUUUGUA